Molecule: messenger RNA, 1704 nt
Organism: Pseudomassariella vexata
Lineage: Eukaryota; Fungi; Ascomycota; Sordariomycetes; Amphisphaeriales; Pseudomassariaceae
Exons: 2
Coding region: 1-1704 (567 amino acids)
Molecular function (GO): FAD binding; oxidoreductase activity
Source: RefSeq, a predicted model, not a curated record
AUGCUUCAUAUAGUGUUUGUUACUUCGGUGCUCUUUGGUAUCGCAACGGCGACGUCGACGGCGACGAGUGAUUCGACUACUAGCUGCAAGUGUUUCCCGAGUGAUGAAUGCUGGCCUUCAACGGGCGAGUGGGAUGCACUGAACACCACGGUGAGCGGCCGCCUCAUUGCGACCGUUCCCCUUGGUGCGCCAUGCCAUGAUCCAAGUUAUGAUAAAUCGGCAUGCGAAGGUUUGCAGGGCGGGUGGCAGUAUGAAGAAGUGCAUUUCAACUCUUCGUCAUCAAUCAUGGCACCCUUCUUUGCCAACCAGAGCUGUGAUCCAUUUCAGCCUCAGUCACAGCCAUGCAAACUUGGCAACUAUGUCCACUAUGCAGUUGACGCAACCGGCCCAGCUGAUGUACAGAUGGCAAUCGCAUUUGCGCGGCGGAAGAAUAUCCGCUUGGUUAUUCGCAACACUGGUCAUGACUAUCUGGGCCGUUCAACGGGAGCCGGGGCUCUGGCAAUUUGGACUCAUCACCUGAAAAAUAUUGAGUUCAUCGACAACUGGGAAGGCUCGGAAUACACAGGCCCGGCCGUCACACUAGGCGCAGGGGUCCAGGGUUUCGAGAUCAUGGAAGCAGCACGGGACCGGGGACAGAUCGUUGUUGGCGGGGAGUGCCCCACGAUUGGCAUCUCUGGAGGCUAUACCCAAGGAGGUGGCCAUAGUGCGGUGAGCACUAGUUUCGGUCUUUCUGCCGAUAACGUUUUGAACUGGGAAGUGGUCACCGCUGCUGGGGAGUUGAUCAAUGCCAAUGAAACCGAGAACCGGGACAUGUUCUGGGCCUUGAAUGGCGGCGGUGGAAACACUUACGCGGUUGUUGUGUCCAUGACCGUCAAAACUCAUCCUGACACUGUGGUUGGUGGUGCCACCUUGUCCUUCUUUGCGACCGACAACUCAGCAGACAAGUUCUACGGCGGUAUCCAGGCAUUCCAUAAGGCUUUGCCGAGAAUAGUGGACGCCGGCGCCAUGGUCGUUUACUACUUCACCAACACGUUCUUCAUGAUUUCGCCCGUGAACGCCUACAACAAGACCAAAGACGAGGUUGAGGUCAUCAUGUCACCGUUCGUGCAGGCUCUGGAUUCACUGGAUGUGACCUACACUGCGUCCUACAACAUGUCUGCAACCUAUUAUGACCACUACGACACAUAUUUCGGCCCGCUUCCUCUCGGAAAUAUUCAAGUCGGCAUUGCGCAAUAUGGUGGGCGGCUCAUUCCCCGAGCCGUGGUUUCAAACAUUUCCGAUACUAUGAAGAGCAUCGUGGAGCAGGGCGUGACUUGGAUUGGUGUAGGCACCAACGUCAACCCCUUCGGAACGACAGAAACCACCUCUGUCCAUCCAGCUUGGCGCGAGGCCAUCGUCCACGCUACAUUGACCACGCCUUGGAACUUUACGGCACCAUGGGAAGACAUGAUUGCGCUACAAGACCUCAUGACUGAAAAGAUCAUGCCGGAGAUCGAAGCAGCCACGCCCGGUAGCGGCGCAUAUGCCAACGAAGGGGACUUUCGGCAGGCGAACUUCCAGGAUGCGUUCUGGGGUUCCAACUACCAGAGGCUACUGGAUAUUAAAAAGAGGUGGGACCCGACUGAUUUAUUAUAUGCCACAAAGGGUGUUGGCAGUGAGGCUUGGACUAUUUCUGAUGAUGGAAGGAUGUGCGCAACUUUAUAA